Paramuricea clavata is the source of this 855-nucleotide messenger RNA. The record is from the annotation of a GenBank genome assembly. NCBI's taxonomy places the organism in Eukaryota, Metazoa, Cnidaria, Anthozoa, Malacalcyonacea, Plexauridae.
AUGACAGGACACAUCGGACGAGAUAAAAGCUGUCCUGCAAUAAGUAAAACAUGUAAAAAGUGUGGAUUGGUGGGUCAUUUUGCAGUUUGUUGUCGUACUAAAGCCCCAAAGAAACCCUCAAAUGGAAAACAACGUCAACAUGGAGCUUAUCAAGUAGAGGAAGAGAAACAGGAACCAGAAACGGACAAUUAUGCUUUUGUAGUUAAGCCUGCUCGUGAAAAGACAGGUGGAGUUGUUGAACUUGUCAUUGGAGGUGUGGAGUUAAAUAAUGUCCUUUUCGAUUCUGGAGCUUCCUGCAAUAUAAUGGAUCGAGCAACAUGGGAAAACCUGAAACAAAAAGGUGUGAAGUGUGAAUCUCAGAAAAGCGAAAAGAAAUUGUUUGCAUGUGGACAAACGGAUUCAAUUGAGGUUUUGGGAACAUUCAAAAGCGAUAUUUUCUGUAAAGAUUCAAGGGUAAGCUGUGUCGAUGAGUUUACCGUAGUUCAAAGUCCAGGAAAAGUUUUACUUGGAAAGAAUACAAUUGGAAAGAAUUAAAUGUUCUUAGAGUGGGACCUCCACGUUCUCCACAAGUCUACUCGGUUGCAUAUGAAGGCAGUGAUAAAGAUAUUAUGAAUGAUUUUAAAGAAAUUUUCUCAGGAUUGGGAAAACUAAAGGAUUUCCAGAUGAAAUUGCACAUUAAAGAUGAUGUGAAACCAGUAGCACAACCAGUAAGAAGAUUACCGUUUGGUCUCAGAGCAAAAGUGGACAAAAAGCUUAAUGAGUUAUUAGAAGAAGAUAUUAUUGAAGAAGUACCAAGUGGCCCUACCGGUUGGAUAUCACCUCUUGUUGUCGUACCAAAACCAGAUGGUGAUAUUC